Molecule: messenger RNA, 1755 nt
Organism: Pieris macdunnoughi
Lineage: Eukaryota; Metazoa; Arthropoda; Insecta; Lepidoptera; Pieridae
Source: the annotation of a GenBank genome assembly
AUGAAAUUGAUUGUUUUUUUCGUGUUUGUUAUCUCAAAUAUAAGCAACGAUGGUAAGGCUUCGCUGGAGAGUUUCGCGCCAUCGAAUGAUGCGAAUUUUUUGACGGAUACCACCAAAAGUUCAGACAAAUCGUGCCAUCGACCUUGCAAGUUCAACGUGAAACCGCGAAGGUGUUAUUACAAGUUUGACAUAGAGCCUACCUUAGAUAAAAUACCUCUCUCCAUCAACGGACAGACCCCAGGUCCACCCAUACACGUCUGUAUCCACGAUAUAAUCGUCGUGGAGGUCAGGAAUAAAAUACCGGACCAAGAUCUGGCGAUACACUGGCAUGGAUUGGAGCAGCGUGGGACGCCGUAUAUGGAUGGAGUUCCUAUGAUCACACAGUGCCCUAUCAGCUAUGGCUCCACCUUCAAAUAUGCGUUCAAGGCGUCUUCGCCUGGGACAUUUUUUUACCAUGCUGAUUCAGUAACUCACCAAAGCGAUGGCGUCUACGGCUCUCUGAUAGUAGACCAACCACAACCGCUAGAACCCCAUUCCUCAUUAUAUGACUUUAAUAGGAGGGAAGAACAUACGCUCGUCAUUGGUGCUAGGUUCCCUCAACUACUUUCGGGGACUUUGGAAGACCUCACCAAGGUUUUACCAGAUGGAUUGGUGAUCAAUGGACAAGAUUAUACGAAGAUAUUUGUGAUGCAGACAUAUGCUUACCGAUUACGGUUAAUAAACGCAAUAGCCCUCGAAUGCCCUGUACUCAUCAGCAUAGACGAUCAUAUGGUGACUGUUGUCGCAAGUGACGGGAAACCAGUCCAACCUGUUACCACAAGCACUGUGAGGUUAUAUCCAGGUGAACGUAUGGACAUUGUGGUUCGAGCUGACCAACCGAGUGGUGGAUACUGGCUUCAGGUCAAGGGUGAAAGCCAAUGUGAUGGAUUGAAGACUCACUCUAUGUUCCUAUAUCAGGGAUUUAAUUAUACUUCCAUGAUAGAAGAGACGCCGAACACCGAAGUCGAUAAGAACAAUAUUGUCUUCGGACAGAAACUUCUAUCUUACAAAGAUGUGACACUCCUGCCAUCCGUGAAGUCGGUUUAUCUUGGUAUUGAUAAACACAACGUAGAAGUAAAAGAUGCUGAUCUCGAUUUUCGAUAUCUAAGCGAUGUUGUGCCAAAGAAACCUUUCUUUCCUACAGCCUUAUCUCUCAAGGAAGGCGUUGUCCAGAUAAAUGGCAGGAAUUUUCUUUACCCAAACGCCCCAUUGCUGCUGAAGCCCAGGGAAGUAUUCAAGGAUAUUGCCUGCAGCGUCGAAAUACAUAAACAUAAAGAUGUACAAUGUAUGCAAAUUCUAAGAGCUAAUCAGAAUGAACCACUGGAACUGAUAUUAGUAAAUGAUGGUUUCCAUAGCAACGACUCGUAUACGUUUCACAUGCAUGGACUACCCAUGUACGUGGUCGCCACAUGGCAGAGUCCAGCAGGACUGCCUUUAUCAAAAGAGGAGUUUGAGAAACUAGACAAGGGUGGGCAGAUUGAAAGAAAUUUACAAAAUCCACCAAUGAAAGAUACAGUUACAGUCCCCAACAAAGGUUUUACGAUAGUCAGAAUAAAUCCAGAUCAUGGUGGCCACUGGCUACUGGAAUGCAGGUCUUGCAGUCUCACGCUGCCUGCUGCAAUUCUUAUCAGUGUUCCUAUAUCGAUACCUAAGACGGUUGUGGAUUCUUUACCUAGCUGUGGAAGCUAUAAACCCCCGGAUGUGUUGCUCAACUAA